AAAAUUUAUGAAAUAUGAAUUUGGCACAGAUAAGUAGCAGUGUAAUAUUUAUCACUAUGAUAACUAUUCUUGCUGGUGAAUAUGUAUUUUAUUCCAAUCCUCCAAGGGAUUUCCAUUUACCGUUAUAUAUAAGACCAAUACAUUAUCAAGUGAACUUAAUUCAACUACUAUAUAUUAAAGUACACAAUUCUAGUGCGGAAGAAACAUUAAAUACAAACGAUGAAAACAGCAAUUUUCUAUUUGUCGGAACAUCCAAUGUAACUAUCAAUAUUGUUCGGUCAACACGUAAUAUAAGAUUGCAUUCAUUACAUCCAAUUAUAAAUGAUGACAAAGUGACAUUAAUUACAAGCGAUGGUAAAAUUUAUCACAUAAGCGAAUAUACAGCGGAAGAAAAUAUUAUCGAUUUCAGUUUUGAUGAUGUUUUAACUCCCGGAUUGUAUACUAUAAAAAUACAAUUCUUUGAUGAACUUCUGAAAAGAUAUGCUCAAAAUUUUUUCGAAUAUUCCAAGAAUAACGAUGAAAAGGACAUAAUAUGGUUAAUUUCACCAACUAUCCAAACAACUGGACUCGGUAAAUUGUUUCCUUGUUGGAGUGAAGCACAUUUAAAAGCCACGUUCAAAAUAUCUAUAUAUCAUCAUCGCAAUUAUACUGUUUUAUUCAAUAUGCCGGUAAUACAAGCCUAUAACAAUGUUGAUGAAAAUUAUUUGUGGACGUACUUCCAUGUUACUCCCCCAAUGUCCAUUUUGCAACUUGCAAUAGUUGUGACCACUUUCUCUCGCAUUCGUAUUAACGAAAAUAUCACAUUGUGGUGCAGAAAAUACUCAAACGAACAAUCUGUCAACUUAGAGUUCGUAAAGGAUUUCAUAAAAAAUAUCACAUUGCAUUUGAUGUCUGAAUUUAGUGAAAUAAGUAUUCCAAAAAUAGAUCACGUUGCAGUUCCAAAUUUUCCAUACCAUGUCACGUCUAAAUGGGGAUUAAUCUUUCAUAGAGAAGCAGAUCUUAUCUAUGAUAAACAAGUAGAUACAGUUAUGCGCAAGAUCCAAAUCGCGCGUUUAAUAGCACCUAAAAUAGCAUAUCAAUGGUUCAGUAACGUAGUCAGCAUAUCUUGGUGGUCUCAUUUUUGGUUGCAUGACAGUCUUGCUACUUUAUUUGGAGAAGAAGCUAUUGUUAAGACUUUCAAUAAAUCUAAAUUAAUGGAUUUCUUCCUAGUACAAAGUCAAUACGAUUCUUUACAUUUAGACUCUCAUUAUAAUAUGAAUCCUGCUAAAAUCAGUAAUCUAUCGAAGAUUGAUUCAAUUUUCAGUUUUCCUCGGAGCAUGAAAGUACUGGUCGUUUUACGAAUGUUCCAAAAUGCAAUUCUCACUGAAAAUUUUCGGAAAAAUGUUCACACAUAUCUACGGAGGCACAUAUUUAGCUCAAGUUUUUAUGAAAUCUCGCCGAUACACGAAAUCUUAGAUUGGAAAAUACAUAAUGUAUCAAAUGAAUUUCUAACUUGGAUAGAAAACGAAAGAUAUCCUGUUAUGACAUGGAAACGAGAAACUCGUAACCAGGGAACAUUGUUUCAAUGUAUCACGGACAUUUAUGGAAAACGUGACAGUUAUGGAAAAUGGUGGAUACCUGUAACUUUAUAUUAUCCAUUUUCAAAGAUUAAUAUCCAAAAAGUAUUUUUAAUCCCAACACAACCGAUUGCAUCAGUACAUAUAAAUGAUCCCAAUAGUUGGAGGAUAGUCAAUUUUGAGUCAUCCGGAUACUUUCGUGUCAAUUAUGAUAAUAAAAUCUUGAGUACAAUUAUAAAUACAUAUCGACUUCCAUUAUAUAAAUCUAUAAAUGUCAUCGAUCGUGCGAAAAUCAUAGAUGAUGCGUUUCAUUUCAUGAUGGAACGUCAGUUCAACGUAUCUAUAUUUUGGAAUCUCACGCAACACUUUUCGAGAGACACAGAUUAUGUGGCAUGGUAUCCGAUGAUUAAAAUAUUUGAAUAUAUGUCGACUCUGAUACCAUUUGUAGUCGACGAAGUUAAGUAUAUCAAUAUUAAGGAAAAAUUUUGGAAAUUGUUGGAUAAACCAUUAAGGACACUAGGGUUUGAAGAAGAUCUAAAGGAAGAUGAUUUUACUAAGUACUUAAGACAAGAAAUCGUGAAAUGGUCAUGUUCGUUUCGAUACAAUAAGUGCAUACAAACGGCCCACGAUAAAUUAAAAGAGCAUCUCAAUGAUCUUAAGAAAAAUCAAAAUUCUAGACUUUUACCAGGGUGGAGGCAGUGGACAUACUGCAAUGGUUUAGCAAUCGGUCAUAAUUUUGUGUGGUUCAAUUUAAUAAAAAAAUGGUUUAAAAACUUUCAACCAAACAACUACGAGCUGUUACCGUACUUAGUUUGUUCUGGUUUAAAUGUAAAUAGUAGUUUAUCAUUUAUAGCACAGUUCACAACAAGGCAAAGACAAGAAAUUGAAUCUUACAAUCGGACUUACAUACAUAUUUUUCAUUCAGUUACUACUAAACUUGCUGCCAAAUAUGACAUUACCUUUGAGCAGAUGUUAGAAAAGCUUAACGAUAUAAAACCUAAAGAAAUCAACAUACUAACGGUACUAGGUAAUAUUAUCAACCAUAUGUAUUCUGAAAUUGAUCUUAAUAAGUUGUCCGAUUAUCUAGAGAAAAUGAGACAAAAUACUAUAUUUUCUUUAACUGAAUUACAAUUUUCAAAUGUUCUACAUAAGAUACAAAAACGAUGUUCAGAAAUUAAUAAUCAUAUACAAUAUUUUGAGUUUAUAAGUGAUUCUUAA
Messenger RNA from Acromyrmex echinatior (Panamanian leafcutter ant), 2774 nucleotides. RefSeq names its product aminopeptidase A. Gene Ontology annotation, biological process: peptide catabolic process; proteolysis. Gene Ontology annotation, molecular function: peptide binding; metalloaminopeptidase activity; zinc ion binding. Gene Ontology annotation, cellular component: membrane; cytoplasm. NCBI's taxonomy places the organism in Eukaryota, Metazoa, Arthropoda, Insecta, Hymenoptera, Formicidae. The record is from RefSeq and is a predicted model, not a curated record.